Talaromyces atroroseus is the source of this 2106-nucleotide messenger RNA. RefSeq lists its product as hypothetical. The record is from RefSeq and is a predicted model, not a curated record. Gene Ontology annotation, biological process: DNA-templated transcription. The transcript is spliced from 3 exons. Gene Ontology annotation, molecular function: zinc ion binding; DNA binding. The coding region runs from base 1 to 2106 and encodes 701 amino acids. NCBI's taxonomy places the organism in Eukaryota, Fungi, Ascomycota, Eurotiomycetes, Eurotiales, Trichocomaceae.
AUGGAAUCUUCAGACGCGAUCUCCAAAUCAUCAGAGAUUGGGUCUUUAAUCACCCAUUCCAAUAACGAAAGUCAUUUUGUAGGAAGCUCCAGUGGUGUUUUCUUCGUUAAUACCGUGCGCCAGGCGUUUGCAAAGAGUCUUGGGCCCUAUCAGGCGUCGCCAGCGCCAGCUCCGGAAUUUCCGGCUCCUGAAGACACAAUAGUUGGCCCGCCAAAGUCUCCCCAGGUGAAGCAAGAUGACACCAGAAGCAGAGUAAUGACAGAGUCACGAAGAACAUGGACUUAUGACCCCCAUAUCGCACACCUCCUUGGAAAGGCACCCGCACUUGAGAACGCUCGGCAACUGAUGAUGAUGUAUUUCAAGCUGUGGCAUCCUUUGUUCCCGUUUCUGCAUGGACCGACAUUCCUCCAAGCAAUGGAGGCAUUUUAUUCGGAGAGCACAGCCACAGACAGUGGUUUUUCCAACAUGAUGUCGGAACAUAGCAGAGCUUGUUGGACCACGAUUCUUCAAAGUGUUUUCAAUAUUUCCAGUAUCCUUCAACCGGACCUUCGACUUGCACAGGAAUCAAAGAUCACAUCUGCUGCGAGUGCACUCAAACUAGUCGAUGUACUUGUUAAUCGCCACGACAUACUGUCUCUCCAAGCUCUUCUGGCUCUCCAGUUGUAUCUUGUGGCUACUAUGUCCCUUCGCAGUGCAUCUUUGCUCGGUGGAGCAAUCUUGCGAUCUAUCCUUCACGCGGGUUUUCAUCGCUGUCCUUACCGGUAUCAACAGCUCAAUUCCCAUGAUCGUCAAUUGCGGAAACGUCUUUUUUGGUGUUUUUAUGCGGUUGACCGAUAUUUAAGCCAGGCGUUAGGCUUGCCUCUGGGACUACAGGACUCUGAUAUCGACGUAUGCCUUCCUGGGGCUCACGAGUGUCAUGUAGUAGGAACUUCCAGUUCUGCCCAGUUAUCAUAUCCGUCUCAGCUUGAAAGAACUUCAGAACAAGCCACGAAUGUCAAUAGUCAAGAUAACUUAUCGCAAAACAUGAGUUGGUCUUCCUCAAAAUCCCCACAGAAGGAACAAUUAAAUCGGGAAGCCAUCUUGGCGGGCUAUGUCAUGUAUGGGAAUCUCACUGGUAGGGCUUUGGAGCUAUUCCAUAAGUCAAUACAUAAACGGGAGGUGCGCCGCAGCGCUGUGUUGUUCCUCGUAUCUGAUGUCCACAAAUGGUGGAAUAAUCUGCCAAGCGCUCUACAGGGUCUUAAUGAGCAGAGUGUCAUUGACCUAAGUACACACUCUCAUAAUGAAGAAUCUUCUUUCGACCUAAGCCCUUUCUUCUCUAUUCUCUACGAGCAUCUCAUUCUCUGCAUCAAUCGGCCGUUUCUAUCACUUGAGCCCUCGUCACCCGACUUUUGCUCUGGUCUGCAGAUAUGCAUUAGUUCUGCGAGGAAUAUCUUAUCUUCGCUGAAAACACAGCUCGCAAGGGGCCAGGCUCUCUUUUGGCCAGGUCUGCUAUCUGCAACAUACAUGGCUGGGACAAUAUUCCCUUUUCAAAGGUUGCCAAGUGGAGAUCAGGACUGCUCGAAUACAAUUGGCACCAGAUCAGAACACACCUAUCAAACCGAGCAUAAUAUAUCAUUUGAAGGAAACAAAAGACGGAAAAUAGUGGAUAAUGUCCCUGAUCGGGAUGAUCAUAGCACAUACCAGCGCGACCAAGCCAACGAAGAAAUCCCAAGUUCACUCACAGAUCCACGAAACUUCCCCAUAACCUCUGCACCAACACAACCUCAACACGAACCCGACGAACAACUUUCUUCCUCAAGAAUAAUGAACGGAUCGCGUCGAUCUAUCCAACAGGAACAUCUCACCUCUACUACAAACACCGACGAGAAUGCAGAUAGUAACACCAACACUUCUCAACAACUCCACCAGCCUCCUCUUACAAUGACUGUCAGCGAAUUCGAAGACCUACAAUGGCUUAAUGAAUCAUCCUCUCUGACGACGAAUUUCGACCUCAACAUGACAGACCUAUUUCAAAACUCGUCUUGGGAUCCCAUGCUAUUUGAUGCCUUCACACAAGGCCAGACGUCGCCUCAGCAGAUGAUGGCGUUCGAAAGCCACCAUCAAUAA